UUGGGGUAGCAGAUUCACCUCACAUUCAUAGAUAGAUACGUACCCUUUACUAAUUCUGGAUAUGAUAAGAAAUUCGGCAUCAAUCAAAUGACAAUUGACAUCGUGAAUGAAACCUACGUGAAUACCAGACAUUAGGUUAGUUAUUUUGUGAAAUAGAUUUUGAUAGACCGAUCUAAAUAUUCGGUCAUCAAAUAAUUCAGUUGUUGUAGCUUAUAAAUGGGGUUGAAACCAAUGUCCAUGUUUCAGUAUCACUGCACCUACCCUUAACAAUAAAAAUUCCAAAUUGAAGUGUGCGAGCGGAACGAACGAGGUCCGAGCUACGGCCGAGGUGAAUCGAUAACCAACGAUGUGGAAUUUAUAAAAAUGUCCGGCGGGCGGCGGCCGCGGAGAGCGUCUGCGCUCUUGCUUUUUCACGUGUUUCUCGGUGAGCUCUGUUCUCACGCGCGGCAUCGAGGCGCGUGCGAGCGAGACAGGCGCCGUGGCUUGCUUCCCGGUGCGCGCGUGUGUCUGCCGCUGUGCACGCAGACAUGUUUGCUCGAUGCCCUCGUUGCGGUGUGACGUCUACUCGAUUGAGAUAUUUAUAACGCCGACAUUUGCAGUUUUACUACAAAUUUUAUGAAGUUAGUGUUUUCAAAUAUGUUAUGGACAUCGUUUGUUAGUAAAAAGGUAAAUUGGAAUAUUUAGGUAGUAGUAGUAGAAGGGUUCGAGUUUGGUUCGUUGAAGUAUUCGGUUAGCAAUGUCAGCCGGCAGCGGCAAGCGGAAGAAGGCGACGUACAGCGGGGGCGAGGAGAGCGGCGCGGGCGAGGUGGGCCGGCUGGUGGACUGCAGCCAGGCCGACGACCGGCGCAUGAUCCGGCUGGUGCGCGAGCGGCCGCUGCUGUACGCGCGCAACAACAUGCCCGUCGCCAGCUACUACGCGCACGUCAAGAAGCUGUGGCAGCAGGUCGCCGACCUCAUGGGCUGGACCGUGCCGGAGGUGCGGCGCAAGUGGUCGCACAUCCGCAACUCGUACUCGCGCCACCUGCGCAACGAGAUGUACGGCGUGCGCACCGGCCGCGGCCGCAUCGUCUCCAAGUGGUACCUGGCCGACGAGCUGGACUUCCUGCGCGAGCACAUGGCCACGGACACGAGGCCGGCAUCGCGCUACUCGUUCCCGCUGUUCGAGGCGGAGGCGGCGCCGGAGCUGCCGGCGCUGCUGUCCAGCCCGUGGCUGGCGCUGGCGGGCGCGCCGCACGCCGCGCCGCCGCCGCGCUCGGGGGAGCCGCAGCUGCGUCCGGACGACUCCUCCAGCCCGCACUCCUUCGACCCCGACGAGAACUCUGCCUACUUCCAUUUCUUUCGUGGAAUCCACAACGACUAUCAGGAGUUGCCCGCUAAGAAGCAGAGGUUGUUCCGGCGCGAAUGCCUCGCCUUCCUGCACCGGCUGCUGGACGAGGAGGAGCCUCCCGGCCAGCAGGAGUCGCCGGGCUCCGACGACGAGCGGGAGUGCAAGCCGUGCAUCGUGGACCACUCGGUGCGCAGCGUGUCCGCCGAGCCGGAGCCCGACCCCGACGCUCGCUGAGCGACUGCUCCUCUCGCUAACCUAGUCUAAUUGAUAAUCUUAAUAUAGAAUAGUACGUCAUGGUCUAUAAUAUGUAGAUUGAUGUUUGUUCGCGACACGAAUUAACAAAAUAUUGAAUACAUCUAUGUAUGAACAUGCUGCUGGAAGCUUGACCAUUGGUCGGUUAUAGCUGGAUGAUAUCACUUAUUUUCCCUAA
This is a messenger RNA of Helicoverpa zea (corn earworm), 1757 nucleotides long. RefSeq lists its product as uncharacterized. Bases 737 to 1561 code for a protein of 274 amino acids. NCBI's taxonomy places the organism in Eukaryota, Metazoa, Arthropoda, Insecta, Lepidoptera, Noctuidae. The transcript is spliced from 3 exons. Gene Ontology annotation, biological process: regulation of transcription by RNA polymerase II. Gene Ontology annotation, cellular component: nucleus; transcription regulator complex. The record is from RefSeq and is a predicted model, not a curated record.